Molecule: messenger RNA, 543 nt
Organism: Caenorhabditis briggsae
Lineage: Eukaryota; Metazoa; Nematoda; Chromadorea; Rhabditida; Rhabditidae
Exons: 3
Coding region: 1-543 (180 amino acids)
Biological process (GO): ribosomal large subunit biogenesis; ribosome assembly
Cellular component (GO): nucleus; nucleolus; preribosome, large subunit precursor
Molecular function (GO): RNA binding
Source: RefSeq, a predicted model, not a curated record
AUGCGCCCAUUGACCGAGGACGAAACAUCUCUUGUUUUCGCUAAACUGGCAUCAUUCAUCGGAGACAAUGUGUCGAUGCUCAUCGACAGAAAUGACGGAGAUUAUUGUUUCAGAAAUCACAAGGAGCGUGUCUACUACUGCUCAGAGAACUUGAUGCGUCAGGCUGCCUGCAUCUCCCGUGAACCACUCCUUUCGUUCGGAAGCUGCCUUGGAAAGUUCACCAAGUCGAAAAAAUUCCAUCUCCAAAUCACAGCACUUGAUUAUCUGGCACCAUAUGCCAAAUUCAAAGUCUGGCUCAAACCAAACGCUGAGCAGCAAUUCCUUUACGGCAACAACAUUCUCAAAUCCGGAAUCGCCAGAAUGACCGACGGCACUCCAACUCAUGCUGGUAUCGUCGUAUACUCGAUGACUGAUGUUCCUUUGGGAUUUGGAGUUUCGGCUAAAGGCACUGCAGACAGUAAACGUGCUGACCCAACUGCACUUGUCGUUCUUCAUCAGUGUGAUCUUGGAGAGUAUCUCAGAAACGAGAGUCAUCUCAACUAA